AUGGUUACUGUGAGAUCCAUCAUAGCACUUGAUGCUUCAAAGGGUUGGCUCAUCCAUCAUAUGAAUGUUCACAAUGCCUUCCUUAAUGGUGAUCUAUUAGAGGAUGUCUACAUGACCAUUCCUCUUGGGUUUGCUAGACAGGGGGAGAACACUAAAGUCUGCAAACUUCACAAGUCUCUAUAUGAUGAUCUUUUGAUCACUGGUAGUAACCAAGAUAUCAUCAAUGACACCAGAAAAGAUUUACAGAAGGAGUUCAAGAUGAUGGAUCUAGGAGAUCUCAAAUUCUUCCUAGGGAUUGAAUGGGGAGCUAAACCUGAAGCAACUCCCCUAGAACAGAAUCAGAAGCUCACAUCUGCACAAUAUGAUGAGUGUAUUAGAGGUACAAGUAACGAGGGACAUGAAGAUCACAAACUGCAGGAUCCCAGCAGAUACCAAAGACUAGUAGGAAGACUUCUAUAUCUGACCAUGACUAGACCUGACUUAGCCUUCUCAGUUCAAGUUCUGAAUCAGUUCAUGCACUGCCCCAAAGAGUCUCACAUGGAAGCUGCAUUGAGAGUAGUUAGGUACAUAAAAGAAGCCUCUGGUCUUGGACUACUAAUGCCAGCAGAAGACACCAACAAGCUUCUAGCCUACUGUGACUCAGAUUGGGGAAGCUGCCUGGAAAUAAGAAGGUCUGUAAUUGGCUACUUGGUCAAGCUUGGUGAAGCCUUGAUAUCCUGGAAAUCUAAGAAAGGUGAGACUAUAUCCAGAAGCUCAGCUGAAGCUGAGUUUAGGAGUAUGGCUCAUUGUGCUGCUGAAGUUACAUGGCUUAUAGGGCUGUUUGAAGAACUUGGCAUACACAUUGAGCUUCCUAUAACCAUGGUGUGUGACAGCAAAACAGCUAUUUAG
Messenger RNA from Solanum dulcamara, 888 nucleotides. RefSeq lists its product as uncharacterized. The transcript is spliced from 3 exons. NCBI's taxonomy places the organism in Eukaryota, Viridiplantae, Streptophyta, Magnoliopsida, Solanales, Solanaceae. The record is from RefSeq and is a predicted model, not a curated record. The coding region runs from base 1 to 888 and encodes 295 amino acids.